CUCGAGUGCCUCCGUCCCAGAAGAGGCCGUCCCCCGGCGCAGCGUAGAUUGGCUGGCUGGGGUGUGUGGGCGGAUCGCUCGGCGAAGGCAUCACCUUGAGGCUUGGUCGUUCACCGUUGCAGGGCUGCGAGCUGGAUUCGGGGGCUGGCUGCUUGUCACAACGGUCCGCCGCCUCGACGACGACUUAAUCGCAAUUUGGACAGGGAACGACACGCUGGGGCCCCCUCGACCGCUGUCUGACCCACCCCGCUGGCAACGGUUUGGUCACCACGGGCUCCUCACUGACGCCGCUACGAGCGAACGGGCUUCGUGCUGAAUCUCGCCAACCGCUCAUCGUACUUGAACGCUGCAGGCCCGACGUCCUGGCGCACUACAUCUGCCUGUAUCUGUCCCUCUCGACUCCGUUUGCCAUCUCGUCAUCGCUUGCUCACUCCCCUCCACCUCACCCAUCUGUUACGCAGCCCGCCCUGUCGUGACCCGUGACUCUUCCCUUCUCCAUGGCAAUGCAUCUUGCCAGUAUGGUACACGGCAGCGUACGAGAGCGCGACGUCUUCCAGCAACCCGCACACCCCGUCUACUACCAGCACACACAGCCUCGCGCCUAUCCCGUCUCGACGCCCGCCUACACAGCACUGGACGACUACCACCACCAGCAGCGACAACGCCCCCAGUCGCCGCCCUCGCCGCCCGCAGAGGAGCAGAAGCCCUCGCUGCCCUCCAUCUCGGCCCUCCUGGAAUUUGCUGGUGGUGAAAAGGCUGCGUCCGAAACAGCUGGCCAGAGUCCCCGCUCACAACGGCACUCGACCUCGCCGCAGAUACGGCAGGCCCAGCACAGAGGCGCAGGAGCCAUGCAGCAACCCCAGCAACUACCAACAAGUCGUGUUGAGCAGCCAAAUACUUACUCUCACGCACCCACACUCCUCAACACCUCCAGGAUGACUCUGCCCCCCACGCCACCAAUGCACCCAGAUGCUACUGGCGACGGCAACCAGUCGCCUUCUACCAUCUCAACCCACUCUGCCGCGUCAACGCCCUACUUCAUGGGCGGCUCUCUCAACAACAUGGAGCCCCACCACCAGCGGCAAUCCAUCUCAUCAAUGCCUCUAUCCAUGAAACGGGAUUCACUACCGUCGCACUCCAUGUCACCCUACGGCAGUUCCAUGUACGCGCAGUCUCCCUACCUCUCUUCCCCAGGGGCUGCUUCAACAACAUCAUUCUACUCGCCAGAGCAACACUCAUAUAACGGUCUGUAUGCGCAACGACCACUGCCUUCCAACUAUCAGCCCACAAUGCCGCUGCCUGUCCCUGUACCAACCCCGUCGGCGAACGGGUCGAAUCCAUGGCAACACCACCACUACAUCAGCACAUCCAGCCAGUCCGCAUUUCCACAAUCUCAAGAUCGUUACAUCUGCUCCACCUGCAACAAGGCCUUCUCACGUCCAAGUAGCCUGCGCAUUCACAGCCAUAGCCACACAGGGGAGAAGCCCUACAAAUGCCCCCAGUCUGGAUGCGGCAAGGCUUUCAGUGUACGGAGUAACAUGAAACGACACGAACGCGGCUGCCACGCCGCGACAAGUACCACCAUUACGACAUAACGAUUUAAAACUUAUUCUCGACUACUCAUCGUCUGAUCAUCGCUGCGUGUAUCUGCAAGUAAUUUGUAUUGGUAUACGACGGCCGCAUGUGUUCGUUGUGGCAUAUAUCGCCCUCUGACACCAUCUGGGCGGCUUUCCUAUUGGCGUUGCCGGACAUGGCGCUAAAUUUCUCUCUGCAUUUCACCGGCGUUUUACAUAUGUUCUUUUCAUCGCCAUGAGGUUGCGAUCUUGUACGUCUAUUAUCGUCGGAAUGAAGCUGCAUUGGCAGCAGUGCUCGUGAAGAGCUCAGGAUAUCUCGGUUGGAACCGUUGCGAUGAAGUUGGGUUCAUUUCUAUGUAUCAUAGUAAAGACAAUGCUUAAGCAUUCGAGGCUUGGACAAAUGUCAAAAGAGAUCAUCACAUCAACCUCC
This is a messenger RNA of Dothidotthia symphoricarpi CBS 119687, 2004 nucleotides long. RefSeq lists its product as uncharacterized. The record is from RefSeq and is a predicted model, not a curated record. Gene Ontology annotation, cellular component: PcG protein complex; transcription regulator complex. Bases 498 to 1595 code for a protein of 365 amino acids. Lineage: Eukaryota; Fungi; Ascomycota; Dothideomycetes; Pleosporales; Dothidotthiaceae. Gene Ontology annotation, molecular function: RNA polymerase II cis-regulatory region sequence-specific DNA binding; DNA-binding transcription factor activity, RNA polymerase II-specific. Gene Ontology annotation, biological process: regulation of transcription by RNA polymerase II. The transcript has 2 exons.